This is a messenger RNA of Penicillium psychrosexuale, 2289 nucleotides long. RefSeq names its product transcriptional regulator family TF. Lineage: Eukaryota; Fungi; Ascomycota; Eurotiomycetes; Eurotiales; Aspergillaceae. The record is from RefSeq and is a predicted model, not a curated record. Gene Ontology annotation, molecular function: zinc ion binding; DNA binding; DNA-binding transcription factor activity, RNA polymerase II-specific. The transcript has 5 exons. Bases 1 to 2289 code for a protein of 762 amino acids. Gene Ontology annotation, biological process: DNA-templated transcription; regulation of DNA-templated transcription.
AUGCCUGUCCUGAAUCCAGCCAACAGUGGGCCGUUGGGAUCUCGGUACACCGACCAAUGGCGCCAACCAAUAUCCAACCGGGAGCCGGGCCAAGUUGCAAUGAGUGGAAGGCCAUCUCGUCGCUCUUCGCGAUCUGAAAACCUUCCAACGGUCCACCCAAAUGAUAAGGACCCUUUCAACUACACAACUGAGCUCGAGAGUGGAGAGGCCGUGACACCACGGGAGUCGACCGUCUUGGGGGCAUAUCGUCCCUGGAACAACCCUCGAGCCGCCGGGGAGCAGCCGAUGAACGCUAAAGUGGCCAUUCCCAGACUUGACCUUCCUCUUGUAGGCAAUACUGGUCGAGUUAGUCAGGCAUGCCACAACUGUCGCAAACAGAAGAACAAGUGUUCUGGUCAUCGCCCCUCUUGCCUCCGAUGUCAGGAGACCAACGUUCUCUGUGUCUAUGUCGACGGGAAACGAGAGAGAAAUGCUAGACAACUUACAGUGAUAACGAGCCAACUCCAACACUACGAAUCUCUCGUUCGCGAUCUUUAUCCCAAAUUAUUCGACACUGAGCUGGGCAAAGUCAUCGACCAAGCUCUCGAAAAAAUAGCUAGCCUUUCCCUGUCAUCGCCGACCCUUGCCAAAGUACCAGAUGAGUCAGAUUCAUCGGCCCGAACGCUUCCCUACGUGGAUCACACCUUGGAGGACUUUAAUAGAGACAUUUCCCUGCAAGCGAUUGGCUUUAUAGGAGAACAUUCGGCAUCGGCAUGGUUAUACAGGCUUAGGUGCUUGAUCGGUCCGACAAGUUCCAAUCCGGACGGUCAGUUCGAGGAAUCAACCCCUCUUUCAAUUUCUUCCUGUGCAUUCUUUAUCGAUGAUACAAGAAUCUCGCCGAUAAAGAAACUAGAUGCUCUCGCAUAUCCCUCAAAAGCGGUCGCCGAUGAACUUGUGGACAGAUACUUUCAAGUUGCCCACGCCUCCUUCCCCGUCGUUGGCAAAGAGAUAUUUUUAAGCCAGUGUCGGUCAUUCUAUUCAAAGUCCACAGCACACCCUGGAAACAAGUGGAUGGCGUUGUUGAAUAUGGUUUUCGCGAUCGCUGCAAGACAUUUCGAGCUUUCCGGAGACCAAUCUCAAGAUCACAAUAUCCACGCGGUGUACUUUACACGUGCCUGGCAAUUGCACACGAGCGAGAGUAUCCGAUUGGAGAAUCCGAACCUGCAGCAGGCACAGGUAGAGGGGCUAAUAUCACUUUACUUGCUUUCCAUCGGGCAGGCCAACAGGUCAUGGAGAAAAUGUGGGAUUGCAAUCCAGUCGGCGGUCGCGAUGGGUAUUCACCUUCGUAGCGAAAGCCCCAGCAUCACGCACGUGUCCAAAGAAACCAGAUAUCGGCUAUGGUGGGCGUUGUACCUGUUGGACAUUCUGCUCUGCGUCGUGACUGGACGUAUGCCCAGAAUGCAGCAAGAACACUGCACGACCCCUUUGCCGGUGCCCUACAAGGAGGAAGACUUCCGGGAUGAGCAUGUAAUGAGGCUCAUAUUGGACAUUCAAUCCAGAAGCCGCCUCAUGGCUUCUCUACUCUCCUUUGAUCCCUCGACUGAACCGAACGACCCUUUAGCCCACUCACCUUCUUCACCGUUCAUGUCUCACCAGGCAUCACCUAGCCUGCAGAUUCAGGCUAACGUCUCAUUAUACUUUCUUUAUUCCAUUGACUUGGCAGCUGUGAUGAGAGAAGCAAUCGAGAUCUUGUAUUCUCCCGAAGCGGGACGAAAAUCUCGGAAUGACACGGAACUGGCCAUGUUAUCACUCAACAGAGCCGCUGACAACUGGUUUGCGCGCCUUCCUGCGACUUAUAGUUUCGCGGAAAUUAGAGACGACCGACCCUUUGUCCGUCAACGCACGAGUUUGGCUUUUCAAUAUUAUUCGACCAAACUUGUCAUUUCACAACCCGCGCUUCGUUGUGACGUCUUCCCCACUGGUCUUGACACGCCAAUGGCAAUGGUCUGCCUCAAUGCGGCAGGCCAAAUGCUUGAUCUCCUACCCAAUGAACCGAACAUCUCCUGGCUCUUGGGUUGCUCACCUUGGUGGUGUUCUCUCCACUACCUCACGCAAAGCACUGUAGUGCUCACAACACAGUUGCUCAUCCAGAACCAACCAAGAGCCAGUGGGAGAAACGAGGCAUUGGAAAGGGUCCAAAAGGCUCUCCGGUGGUUGCAUGAGUGCUCCACCAAGGAUCCCUCUUACAAGCGGGCUUGGUGUAACUUCACAGAGCUGUUGUCAUCCCAAGGAUCGAAACUUUCAGAAUAA